Camellia sinensis is the source of this 613-nucleotide messenger RNA. The record is from RefSeq and is a predicted model, not a curated record. NCBI's taxonomy places the organism in Eukaryota, Viridiplantae, Streptophyta, Magnoliopsida, Ericales, Theaceae.
UUAUAUGUGAUAUUAAAUUAGUUCGUUGAUCAUGCUGAUUGGAUUUUCUAGUUGAUUGAUCUGUUAGCAUUGACAUUGACAUGAAGUCUGUAUUGAAUGAAUCUGUCUCAUGGAUGAAGUUUCUGUGUAACAUGAAGCUCAACAUUGAUUAUUAGUGCAGGAAGACAUAGAACAUUUUGGAGAUGUCGGUUCUCUGGAUGAUAAUAUGGAUUCAUUUCUGUCGCAUGAUGGAGAAAAGGGAAGAGAUCUGUAUGGCACCUUAAAACCAGGUCUUACUGAGCAUAAAACAGAGUCUUCUAAGGGUUUUUCCUUUGGGGAAGUUGGUUGUAUAAGGACAAGGAAUAAAGUUACCUGCUGUCAUUUUUCUUCAGAUGGGAAGUUGCUGGCUAGUGCUGGACAUGACAAGAAGGUUGUCCUCUGGAGUAUGGAUACACUGAAAACAGAAACCACACCGGAAGAACACCAAUAUUUGAUUACAGAUGUACGUUUUAGGCCAAAUUCGUCUCAGCUAGCAACAGCGUCAUUUGACAAGUCUCUACGAUUGUGGGAUGCUGCUAACGUAAUUGUCUAUACCCUCUCUUUUACGAUAAUCUUUGUAAUAGUUAAUGAUUAA